AUGAGGAAGAAAAAUCCUCUUGGAAAGAGAGUCACAGUGCCGUUUAAAAUGCUUAUUUUCAUCCUGACCCUGUACCUUCUACAGGGGGCAGAUACAUCCCUUGUUAAGCUGAAUGGCAAUGGCUAUGAAGAUGUGGUCAUUGCAAUUGACCCAGAUGUGCCAGAGGAUGAAAAACUUAUUCAGCAAAUAACGGACGUGAUCUCAGAGGCUUCAACUUACUUAUAUGGGGCCACAGAAAAAAGAUUUUACUUCAAAGCCAUUUCCAUUUUGAUUCCCAAGACGUGGAAGCCAAAAUCAGACUAUGAGAGACCAAAACUUGAGACAUACAAAAACGCAGAUAUCAUCAUUGAAGUCCCUAAUCCCCCAGGCAAUGAUAUUCCACGAACUGACCAGUUUGGACAAUGUGGAGAGAGGGGAAAGAGAAUUCAUUUAACUCCUGGGAUCAUCCUGGGAGAAAUGUUGAAUGCAUUUGGACCACAAGGUAAAGUUUUAGUUCAUGAAUGGGCCCAUUUUCGGUGGGGUGUAUUUGAGGAAUACAAUGAAGAUGAGCCUUUCUACCUGUCAAAUGGAAAAAAUCUACCAGUAAGAUGUUCUGAUGCUAUCACUGGUACAAAUAAGGUAUAUACAUGUUCCGGAGGGAGCUGUCCCAUCAGAAAUUGUGAGACAGAUCCAGAAACAGGAAAGUUAGACAAAAACUGUAUGUUCAUACCUGAUAAAAUUCAGACUGAGAAAGCCUCCAUCAUGUUCCUGCAAGGCAUUGAUUCUGUGGUUGAAUUUUGUACAGAAAAGAACCAUAACAGAAUUGCUCCCAAUGCUCAAAACAAGAUGUGCAACCAGAAGAGCACAUGGGAAGUGAUUCAGGAUUCAGAAGACUACAAAAAUUCAACUCCUAUGAUGGCAGCAAAACCACCUAAGCCCAGCUUUUCACUGAAGCAGAUAGGAGAAAGAAUCCUGGUUUUAGUUCUGGAUAAGUCUAGAAGCAUGGCGGGUGGAAACCGGCUAAAUCGACUGAAUCAAGCCUCACAACUCUUCCUGCUUCAGAUCAUUGAAAAGGGAUCAUGGACUGGGAUGGUCACAUUUGACAGUUCAGCCACUAUACAAAGUGACCUGAUACAAAUAGAGACUGACGCUCAGCGGAACGUUCUCAUUUCAAGGUUACCUACUUUUGCUUCAGGAGGAACAUAUAUCUGCUCUGGACUCAGAACAGCAUUUAUGGUAAUUAAAAAGAAAUUCUUAACCGAUGGUUCAGAAAUCAUCCUUUUGACUGAUGGGGAAGACAAUACAAUCAACACAUGUUUUGAGGAAGUGGAACAAAGUGGAGCCAUUAUCCACACAAUCGCUUUGGGACCUUCUGCAGAGAAAAGCCUGGAGAAGCUGUCAGAAAUGACAGGAGGUAUGAAGACAACAGCUACAGACAAUAUACAGAACAAUGGGCUCAUUGAUGCAUUCAGCGCCCUCUCCUCAGGAAAUGGAGCCAUCACUCAAAAGUCCAUCCAGCUGGAGAGUAAGGGAGUCAGUCUGACAAAAGAAGACUGGAUGAAUGGCACAGUUAUUUUUGACAGUACAGUAGGAAAUGAUACUCUAUUUCUUGUCACAUGGACAGCACAACAACCUGAAAUGUUUGUCAGGGAUCCCAGUGGCAAUAUAUAUAUAAAUUUUUCAGUGGAAGCAAGCUCCAAAAUGGCAUACCUCCGAAUACCAAACACUGCCGAGGUUGGAAUUUGGACUUAUAGCCUUAAAUCAAGUGCUCAAACCCUGACUCUGACAGUAACCUCUCGUGCUGCAAAUCCUAUUGUACCCCCCAUUACGGUGGACUCUAAAAUGAAUAAAGACAACAGCAGCUUCCCUAGUCCAAUGAUUGUUUAUGCAGAAGUUCGUCAAGGAUCCUUGCCUAUUAUAGGAGCCAAUGUGAUAGCUCUCAUCGAAUCAGCAGAUGGAACAACAGAGACUCUGGAACUCCUGGAUAAUGGUGCAGGUGCUGAUUCUUUCAAGAACGAUGGGGUCUACUCAAGAUAUUUCACAGCCUACAAAACAGAUGGUCGAUAUAGCUUAAAAGUAAGAGCCCUGGGAGGAACAAACACCCAAAGGCCAAGAUCCCAAGUGAAUGGAGCCUUAUACAUACCAGGCUGGGUAGAGAACGGUGAGAUCAAAAUGAACCCACCAAAACCUGAAAUUAGUGAAGAUAAAAAUCAAGAAGACAUGCAAAGUUUCAGUAGAACAGCCUCAGGAGGUUCUUUUAUUGUAUCAAAUAUUCCCAAUCCUAUGCCUGAUGUGUUCCCACCAAAUCAAAUUAUUGAUCUAGAGGCUUAUGUUGAAGAAGAUCGCAUUAAUCUGACCUGGACAGCCCCUGGGGAUGACUAUGAUACAGGACGAGCUAAAGAGUAUAUUAUAAAAAUGAGUAAAAAUAUCCUUACCCUAAGAGAAAACUUUGAUGCUGCUCUUCAAGUGAAUACUACUGACCUCAUUCCAAAUGAUGCCAACUCCAAGGAAGUCUUCAUGUUCAAACCAAAAGGUUUCAUAAUAGAAAAUGGCACCACCAUCUUUCUUGCUAUAAAGGCAGUUGAUAAAGCCAACUUGACAUCUCCUAUAUCCAACAUAGCUCAAGCAUCUCUGUUCAUUCCUUCUCCUGAAGAUUCUUUCAGGCCUGCUGUUAUUGUAGUGCUGUCUGUGGUUGGCACACUUGCAGCUGUUGUAAUCAUUUCAAGUGUCAUAGUGUAUUUUUUGAACAAGAAAAAAUGUCACAAGACCAAAGAUGGAAUUAUAAUAUCAGUACAAAAUAAAAGGAGACUCUGA
This is a messenger RNA of Gracilinanus agilis (Agile Gracile Mouse Opossum), 2793 nucleotides long. Its product is annotated as calcium-activated chloride channel regulator 1-like. Lineage: Eukaryota; Metazoa; Chordata; Mammalia; Didelphimorphia; Didelphidae. Gene Ontology annotation, molecular function: intracellularly calcium-gated chloride channel activity. Bases 1 to 2793 code for a protein of 930 amino acids. The transcript is spliced from 15 exons. Gene Ontology annotation, biological process: chloride transport. The record is from RefSeq and is a predicted model, not a curated record.